This is a messenger RNA of Macrosiphum euphorbiae (potato aphid), 786 nucleotides long. Lineage: Eukaryota; Metazoa; Arthropoda; Insecta; Hemiptera; Aphididae. The record is from the annotation of a GenBank genome assembly.
AUGAUCAUAUGGACGCGGCUGAUGAUUAUAUUGGCUGUCAUUUGUACGGUUCUAUGGCUUAUUUCAACUAUAGCCCACAUAUCAAGUCAUAAGGAGGAUCAAAAAGAUGAAAAAGAUCCAACACCAACAAACUUGAACCAAUCAUCAUUUAAAAAUGAAAAUACAACCAAUAAUACCAAUAAGGAAAAUAGUACAAAAUUACCUAGAAAACUAGUUCCACCAAUUGUUUUUCCAAAUCAAAUCAACAAAUUUAUACCAGAUCUACAAAAAAUGAAAAAAUGUUCAACAAACGAAACUUUUCCUUUUUGCAUCAACGUUGAUAAUUAUCCAAAAGAAGAUUUAUCCAAAAUUUUUAGAACCAGCAAAUAUAACUCAACUUCUUAUUUUGAAACAGAUAAUGAAAUACAGACAAGAAUAUUAAAUAGUAAUCUUGAAGAAUUUUGUGAAUCAGAAGAACAAGUAAUAUUUCCGGAAGCAGGUAUUACAAAAUACGGUGAAUGGCGUUAUAUUAUACAAGACCUAAAUAUUGACAACACUAAUUAUAGACAAGGGAUUCGAGUGGAGAAAUGCAAAAAUGCUGGAGCGACGUGCAAAUUUGAUGACAUUUUCCCACUUGGAUACGCAACAAUUUGUGUACAAAAAUAUAUCUAUAAAAAAUUGGUUGCCAUUAAAGAUUCUAAAGAAAUAUAUUAUGAGAGUUUUAAAUUACCAUCCUGUUGUGAGUGCAUGUAUAUUAAAAUUACAGAUAUAUCAUCGAGGUUUAACCAGGGUCUAACGGAAGAUUAA